Messenger RNA from Leishmania mexicana MHOM/GT/2001/U1103, 1134 nucleotides. RefSeq lists its product as hypothetical. Lineage: Eukaryota; Euglenozoa; Kinetoplastea; Trypanosomatida; Trypanosomatidae. The transcript has a single exon. The record is from RefSeq and is a predicted model, not a curated record. The coding region runs from base 1 to 1134 and encodes 377 amino acids.
AUGUUUUGCCGUUUGACGGACCACGCAGCCGCGGUAGCGGUUUUGGCGGCCGUUCUCUGCGUGUCAGCGCUAGCAGCGCCGCCAGCAGCGACCGAAGCCCCAGCCCCCAACAGUGCCGCCCGCACGACUCCACCCUUCGAGCAGUUUUUCGCACAAUCGUUCCAGGUAAGCGUCAUGACGCAGUCGUCUGGCGUCUUCAACGCAACGCUGCGUAUGCGCGCCUCCCUCAACUUCCCGGAGAGGGUGCAGGGCGAGCUGAUCCCAAUCGGCGAGGCGAAGCUCAGCAGCCAGGGGCAGACUCUUCUUCCGCACUUCCAGCGCGUCCGCAGCGUUGAGGACGACAAGCUCUCCGCUCUCUCGUUUUCUAUGGCCGCCGGCCUCGGCCGAACAAACGGCAAAAAAAAGGGCAGCACCGACGAGUUUGCCGUCGCCGGAAAGAAGCAACGUCCGUCGUUGCUCACGAUGGAUCUGCACCUGCGGCACAGCGAUGCGAUGCAGGGAACGGCGAGCGUGUAUUACCUGCCGGCGGAUUUGAUGGCGCUACGUGCGCAGCGCGCGGCCAUAAAAGAGGGUAGUGCGCCGCCGUCUGCGACGGUCGAGUUUGAAUUCCGCUCCGAGGUGGACCAUAUGACCGGCAACCCACUCAGCGACGUGCAAGCCCUUGCGCACGUCUCGAGCGCCAUGGUGACUAUGGGUGACCAAAGGGGGGCUUCGAAGUCUUCAAGCGUAGCUGGUGAGAAAGCCCAUGAUGGGUCGGCGGCUGCGACCAGGCAGGGUGGUAUAAUCUUCCGCUGGAUCACUGAGCAUGAGUUCUCGGCUCACGUGACCAUUCCGAUCGCCGACAAGGCGGGUGCGACGUCGACGCACAUGGAGCAAAUUUGGGUCUACGGCUACGCCACUCCUUCGAAGAGCGUGUUUGAUCGCAAACAGCACGAGGUGCCGUUGCACAACAGGUACAUAAUGUUGGGUGUAGGUCUCCUGGGCUUUUUCGUGCAGGUUGUCUCUGGUAUUACAGAAGGUAAGAAGCGCGCACAGGCGGCAGUCGAAUGGGAGGGGAAAGCGCAGAGGCGGGAGAAGCCCAAGCUGGAGGCGCCGCUUCUCGAGCAGGAGCGCAACAGCAAGAAAAAGAAGUAA